Molecule: messenger RNA, 645 nt
Organism: Sporothrix brasiliensis 5110
Lineage: Eukaryota; Fungi; Ascomycota; Sordariomycetes; Ophiostomatales; Ophiostomataceae
Product: zinc finger, mynd-type domain containing protein
Exons: 2
Coding region: 1-645 (214 amino acids)
Source: RefSeq, a predicted model, not a curated record
AUGCCCGUCCCGGAUCUCGCUGACCGCAGCCUCUUUCCUCCGUUUCUGGAGCUCCCCGAAGAUGGCAAGCCGUCCAACACAGAGUCGGCGGCUGUCACCCUUCUCGCCCAGGUCAAGGACAACAUGACCAUCACCAAGCCGACACUCGUCCUCACCGACCGCGACGGCACGGGCUUCGCGCUUGUCUUUGACGGCCUGGAGCGCGACGGCCUGGACCUUGCCAAGCUUGGCUUGAAGAAGGGGGCGACGGCGGUAGUCCAGGGGGCACGGCAGACAGUGCCUGUCCAGAGCGGCGACGCCGCGUCGUUGACGGCAAAAGCGGCGCGCCGGCCGUUUCUGCGGGUCGCGCCCGGGCAGGCGCACACUGUGCGGGCUGUGCCUGCCCCGCUCGACCAGACCGUGGCGGUCGCCAGCAAGAUGCGGGCAUGGCAAGAGCGGGCCCAGCAGGAGGGGCACCAGCACUGCGAGGCGUGCGGCGCGGCAGGCGCGGCAGGCGCGGCCACGCAAGGCAAGACGCUGCUCAAAUGCACAGGCUGCAGCCAGGCCUGGUAUUGCGAUCGGACAUGCCAGACAAAAGGCUGGAACAGCGGCCACAAAUCAGAGUGCAAAGCUCUCAAGGCGUUGUCUGCCAUCUGGAGCGAGUAG